AUGGAUGAUCCAAACGAUUCGGUCGGUAACUGCGAAAGAAGUCUCGGCCAAAUGUCCUUCCUUCCCCCCGUCAACUUUAUUCCACGCUUUCGGCCUAUAACUAGGAAUCCGGAACAUGAGCGGAUUUGGAAACAAGGAGAUGCGGUAAUAGAAAGCUUUCAAAGAAUGGUUACUAAGUACGACGAGUCCGCCGACCGGCGCCUUGAGAACUUUCGAGCAAAUCACGUCAAGUUCACAAUCGACGAGCUGACCCGGAAUGAAGCGACCUUGAACCAUCUAGUGUCGAACCUCCUGCCUAUGUUACGGUCUCAAAUCAUCAGGCUAUUGAAAUCACUAAACCCAUUUGGCUUGCAGCAAGAACCAGAGUCAAAAAUCCGGCUCAUCUCUCAGAACCGAUUAAACGUUGAAAAAACUAUAGACAUAUUGAGAGCUUGGAUCGUUAAGGUCUGUCCAGGCCGCUUGGUUAAACCAUACCCAUCCAGUGACCAUCACUACAAACGAUCAAAAUCAUUCAGACUUUUUACCUUGAAAAAGUAUAUUUUUGAGGCCUCGCUAGACAUUGGUCGAAGCUGUCGUGUAGCCUCCGAGCUCCUCCACCACGCGAAAUGCUCGGCAGAUGCACAUAGCCAGCAGACGAAAAAAACGUAUUAUCAGGGGCUAUUGGCAGCCAAGAGGGCAGUUGGGUCGAUCCACGCGGCUAUCGAAUGUAUCAAAGGAUCUGAAUUAGAUGUCGCUGAGAAGAGUUGGCAAUCGCGCUUGACGGGUAUUGACUACAGCAUGCGAAUCAUCAUGUGCUUAAUCACGCCUGCAACUAAUUCUAGUCGCCGUAGGAAAAAAUUUGGCGAUGAAUCAGCGGAUAGGAUUGGCGACUACAUCAUUAACGACAGUCUGCGUUCAUCAGCCGCCGCUCUCAAAGCUCGUUUCGAUGCUCCUAUGGUUCUCCUACUCCUUUAUCUCAUUCCUCUGAUCCCCGAUAUCGCCACUCAAAAUGAUUACAGAGAUUGGUUGCUUACUUGGAACACUCAGCGCAAUUUAGCCUGCGAGAACUACAUCGAUAUCUCCAGGUCAUUAAUCGACCGCGAGUCUGACGGCCACGAGUCCGACGACCACGAGUCCGACAGCUACCACUCCUCCGAUUCCUACGAGUCCGACUACCGCUUCUAA
This is a messenger RNA of Puccinia triticina, 1164 nucleotides long. RefSeq lists its product as uncharacterized. Bases 1 to 1164 code for a protein of 387 amino acids. The record is from RefSeq and is a predicted model, not a curated record. Lineage: Eukaryota; Fungi; Basidiomycota; Pucciniomycetes; Pucciniales; Pucciniaceae. The transcript is spliced from 3 exons.